AAGCCCCGAGCCCGGAGCUGACCGGAGCGGGGGGCCGGAGCGCAGAGAGCGGCUCCAAACCCGCGAGCCGGGUCACUGGCAGCGCGGGGGGCGACGGCAAGACCUAGGAAAAGACCGAGGGUUAAUCGCGCGGGGCCGUCCAGCUCCGAGCCCCGGGGCCCGCCGCCCCGCGGGGACGGCAGCUGAGCGCGGGGACGAGGGAGCGACGCGGCCCGGGUUGACCCGAAGGCACCGGCUCCCGGUCAGGUGCGCGCAGCAGGGCGGGAGGGGCGCGCCAUGGAGGCGCCCGGCGGCGCUGGUCGGCACGACACCCAGUGAGGCGGUCCGGCCGGGGUCGGCGGCCCCGCGGGCCAUGUACGGAGACGUGUUCAACGCCACAGCCGGCCCCGAGGCGGCUGGAGGCGGCGCGCUGGCCCUGGCAGCCACGGUCAAGGCAGAGGGCGCUUUGCCGCUGGAGCUGGCCACGGCGCGCGGCAUGCGGGACGGCGCGGCCACAAAGCCCGACCUGCCCACCUACCUGCUGCUCUUCUUCCUGCUGCUGCUGUCCGUGGCGCUCGUCGUCCUCUUCAUCGGCUGCCAGCUGCGCCACUCGGCCUUCGCCGCCCUGCCCCACGACCGUUCGCUGCGCGACGCCCGCGCGCCCUGGAAGUCGCGGCCGGUGUAGCGGCGGGGGGAGCCAGGGCCGCCAGACGCAGUGUCCCGGUCUCACCGCCGGCCGCCGGGAGGAGCCGGGCCGCGUGAGCCCGACGCUGGGGGUCGCGGGCCCCUGGGAACGCCGCGCCCUGACCCAAAGACCUUUUACGACCUCGAGCGGCCACCGGGGCGUAAAGGGAGUCGGAGGCGCUCGCAGGCUGCGCGGGGGCGCGAUCCUACCGGCCGCAGGCCCCACGGUUCCCAUCCCCUGGCGGAGUCUUGCUUCCCCGCUCCCGGCUCCACCACCGGACAGCGGGUCUAGCAGGGGUGCCUUCCUGAAAGACGGAGAGCCAACCCGGACGCCGAGCCUUCUCCGCCGCCCGCCGCCUCCUUUGCUUUGCACAAGGAAGGGGCAGACACAGCUCGACUAGCGCGCAA
Lontra canadensis (Northern American river otter) is the source of this 1071-nucleotide messenger RNA. RefSeq names its product small integral membrane protein 32 (gene SMIM32). The coding region runs from base 353 to 664 and encodes 103 amino acids. The transcript has a single exon. The record is from RefSeq and is a predicted model, not a curated record. Lineage: Eukaryota; Metazoa; Chordata; Mammalia; Carnivora; Mustelidae.